Messenger RNA from Mytilus californianus (California mussel), 5332 nucleotides. Its product is annotated as cadherin-like and PC-esterase domain-containing protein 1. The transcript is spliced from 22 exons. Bases 50 to 3013 code for a protein of 987 amino acids. Lineage: Eukaryota; Metazoa; Mollusca; Bivalvia; Mytilida; Mytilidae. The record is from RefSeq and is a predicted model, not a curated record.
AGAAUGGUUACAUGUACAUGAAUGACGAAAUAAAAAGUGAUGUUGAAAGAUGUCUGUCUGUCUGUCAAAAAGUACUCUGCGUCAGACAUUUCUAUGGAUGAUACUGGUAGCCUGCUUAUCUUCACUGGUAACUUACCAUAUUGGACUGUUACUACCAUGGGUAGAAACGAACCAGGCUUCAGAUCAGGUCCAGCAACAUGUAAGAAUGAAUCGUAUGCUGAUGAAAGAAGUUAAUUCAAAAGAGACUGGCACUGAUGACAGAAUAUAUGAAAAUAAUGGCAGGCAAAAUUCCUUGAGGAAGUUAUCUGUUAAUCAGCAUCACAGUACACAGAGCUCCACUAUACUGGCCAAGUUGAAACAAAUUGAAAGCAGACUACAGAGUAUAUCUGCAUACAGAACUGUACUGACAUUAGGUCUGACUAAAAACCAAACACAAUUUAUAAAGGAUGUGUUCUCUAAACAUAAUUAUACAGUGUUUACAAAAGAUGAAACAACUGAUACAAAAGGAAACUGGUCUGUAGUAUGGACGGCAAGUAAAACUGAUAUAGAAAAUAGACAUGAUGUCUAUACCAAGUACAACCACAUACCAGUCCUACAUCAAGUUAUCAAACAGCCAGAAUAUAUCUGUUACCUACAUACAGUCUAUAGUAAAGUUACAGAGAGUCAUAAUACAACAUGCUAUGACAAACAACCAGCCUUAGAAAACAACAUGGAACUCCAGUCUAGUUAUUUAUUGUACGAUGAACAGAAAGGAAUUCAGACCAAACAUGGAACAGAUUUAAGAGAUGCGAGGUACAAAGGUAGACUUUGGCAUAGUGACAACAGUUUAUUGAAGAAGAAUGGUACUAUCAUCCAUAUGCAACUAAAAGUAUAUGUGGCAGCCAUGUUUCCUGUAAGACUAUACAUCUACUCUGGAAAUGAACUGGAAAAAAUUAAGACAUACAUAUCAGAUAGUUUCGGUGAAACUUCAGAGGCCAUUUGGUGGAAAAACCUGAAGCAGUCUAUUUUUGUUAGUUUACUGACAUCAGAAAAUUUAGCAUUGAAACUGAAUCUACAGUACAAUUACAUAUAUAACCAGUACACACAGUUAUUACAGUACCAUGUGAUUUUCACAUCAAAUUUCCAUCCAAUCAUAUUAAAGGUUUGUAUACAAUUUUUACAUAGUCUAGAAAAACAGUUCUACAAGAACAUAGUGAACCUUUUGCCUCAGAGUGACAGUUUUGAUAUAGUAAAAGAUACUGUUUCACUAAUGAUUACCAAGGAAACAGUUGGAACGGAUGUAGCUGUUGCUCUUGGUGAAAGUGGCAGGGAUAUUAUACUGGAUCGGCAGAAAUGCAGGAAUGGUUAUGGUGUGUGUUUACUGGAUUCUGAUCUGAUUUAUCUUCUGAAAAGUGCACAAGAGAUUCAAAAAUUAGGACAGUUUAUUAAGGUGUAUCCUUCACUGUCAGAUGAUUACACAUCAGAUCUCAUCAGACUUCAGCAGAUCUGGAUGAAUGAAAGAUCUCUACACACACUUAAUCAACAGAUCAAGGAACAUCGUAUCCCAGAGUUCCAUUCUACAGCAGACAUACACUCUCUCCUUCAUCAAGUGGAGAGUCACUUAUCUGCAGAAGUGGAUUAUGUUGAGGAAGAUUUACUCAGAUCAAACUUGGUUCCAAGCUCAAACUUCCGCAGACAUCUAAAGAGUAGUGAUCAGAAAGACUACACAUUAUCUGAUGAGGAAGGUGCAACAUUACUAAGUCAUCUGGAAGUAUAUCCAACAAUUGACCUUCACCUUGACCCAUACAAGAUGAAUUAUAACAUUACAGUGAACUACAACAUCAUAAUGUUACAUUUUGAUGUCAGAACUAAAGACAGUAAAACUGAAGCUAGAUUUGACAACAUAAGUGGUUUAGUCAGUAGGAGUAACUUCACAAUAGGACUUGGAGACAAUUUAAUUAAGAUACAUGUAGUGGAUAUUAGUAAAAGAAAACCAGUUAUAAUAAAUACCUACACAUUCAAUGUCUAUAGAAAAUAUGGAGGACAGACAGGGAUUCCUAGUACUGUACUGAAAACAUGUGUUCUUAAACAGGAUUGUACACUGAAGUUUCUGCCUGAUCAAAACUGUGGAUUACAACCAUCUGCUCAAUAUACAACAUGGAACCAGUUUAUUUUAGAGUCAAACAAGAAACCCUAUUGUAACAAUUAUCAAGAUUCUUUAGAUGCUGACUGGAAAGUACCAUGUUAUUCAUGUGCAGAUAGAGAAAGUUGCUAUUGGCAACAAGCAAGAUGGCAGCCAUCAUCAUGCCAGCACAGGAAACGUAGCACUGCAGAAGUGAAGAAAUGUUUUGUUGGAAAGAAAGUUUUAUUCAUUGGAGAUUCUACAAAUCGUGGUAUCAUGCACUAUAUUUUAGAAAAGAUAAAUGGAACAUUGUAUGACUGGGAUAAAACACAUGAUUUAAAACUUUACACCAGUAUUAACAAUCGACAGACCUUAAUGAGUUUUGCAUAUUACCCACAAUUCUGGUUGCCUAACAAUCAUAGACCAGGAUUUGACAAAGCUGUGUAUCAACUUAUUAAAUGGACAUCACCUUUAGAGAAUAACACUAACACUGUAUUGGUGGUAGGAGGAGUCCAUUGGCUUGGAAAACCACACAUUAAUGUCAUAUGGAAGGCAUUGAAAAGGGAAGGAUUGACAGGAAUCACAUUGGUAAUGAAAGGUCAUGGAGCUGGUUUUCAUCAGCAUGUAGAAGGUGUACACUUUGCAUCACAAUACCAUCAAGAGAAGUUAGAGAUACAAGAAAGAGAAGUAGGCAGAUAUGCUUCUAGAUAUGGAUUCCAUGUUAUACCUACAUUUAAUAUGACUAUGUCUAGAUAUAAAGAUUUCUUACAAGGAAAAUGUGCUUGUCAUUUUCAUAAGGUUACCACGACAACAAAUAGAAAGGGAAUUAAGCAAUACCACAUUGAAGGUGACAUCAAUGCUGCCUACUCAGAGUUAAUGAUAAAUGCAAUAUGUCAGCGUCAUCCUGGAUGAAAGGCACAGUUUCAGUAAAUCAGGAUAAAUAGCUUGGAUAAUGUCAUUAAAACUUAAUCACAUGAUCUCAAGGAAACGAGCACUUCAACUAAAGGUGUGCAAAAGUACUCAAAGUCUUAGUCACUUGGUUCUAGUCAACAAUACUUCAAAAUGAUGUCAGCGCAACAGUUAAUUACAAGACUUGAAGUAAAGAGAAUCUUCAGUACAUUAUGAUUGAUGAAUGUACUUGUGACUGUAUAUUUGUUCCGCAUAAUAUAUGUUCCACAUGGAACAAAAGAGUAUAUUACAAAAGUUUCUGAGAACUAAAAUUACAUGAUAUUUAUUCCUUCUUCAUAAAAUAAAUUCCUUGAACUUAAAGCCCUAUCAAAUUUGUUCCUAGAAUGACUGGAAAUAAUACAAUAGAGUGAUUUAAAAGAUACAUGUUUAUCAUGUGAUUGUUUACACCUGAGUGCAUUUUAGAAUUAAUCACCUGUACAUGUAGUUUUAAACAUGCAUGAUAUUUUUCAUAAAUGAAGGUUAGAAGCAAUUUUACAUUUAUAAGCAUUUAUUGCAUAUAGUUUUUGAACGUAAAAUGUUUUGUUUCUCCAAACUUUAAAAGGAAAUUCCUUAUAAAUAAAUUUUCAUUGAAUAUCUGUUAAAAUAAAUAUUCCGGGCUAUUCUGUUACAUAAUAAAUAUUCCAGGAACUUCUCUUACACAAUUAUUAUUCCUGGAAAUUCUGUUACAUAUAUAUCAUCAUUAUCCAAGGAACUACUCUAAUAUAAAAAUUAUUCCUGGUAUUUCUAUUACAUAAUUAUUAUUCCAGGAACUUCUCUUACAUACAAAUUAUUCCUGGAAUUUCUAUUACAUAAUUGUUAUUCCAGGAACUUCUCUUACAUAAAAAAAAAGUACAGAGUAUUUAUUUCCAUAACUGUUUACUGUCUUUAAGUACUUGAACGGUAAAAGAAGUAAUUAUAUGAAGAAUUACUAUAUGAUAGUAUAUCUGUGGUAUUCUAGUCUACUAUCAGUUCAUGACAUAUUUGGGUGUUCGAGGAGUGGGGUCAUGUCAUCAAAAAAUAAAAACCUCCAUUAGGUUGCUUUUUGUCUCUUCUACAAAAAUAAUUUGGGUAUGUAAGAAAAUUUUUACUUAUAAAGUGAGGAUUGAUAAAAUGGUAUAUAGCAUCUUAGACACACUCAUCAUAGUAAUUACACAAAUUUGCAUGGAAGUUAAUGAUGAUGAAAACCUGUCCAAGCAAUCAUCCUAUCUCAAUCAUCAUUACAGUAUUAUGUUACAGUGGUCAGGUUAGGAAUAGGUCAGUUCCUCAGUAAAUUUUAAGAAAUUUUUUGUAUAGUGGCUUUCAAGGAAUAUAUAUUUGUGGGAUAUAUGCCAUAUUGUCUUGACCUAAUUAUCAUGCUCCAGUGAUCAUUUAAGUUUCUGAAUUAGGUCUGUUCCUUAGUAGUUAUACAUGAAAAAUCAACAAUAUUUAGUGUGCAGAUUGGUUGUGAGCAGUAGUCAUCCAUCCAACAUACAUAACAUAACCUCGACCUCAUUUUCAUGCUUGAUUGGUCUGGUAAACUUUAACUUUAUUUAAAUAUAUUUAGUGUUUAGAUUUGAUUUGAUUUGUGUAUGUUGGUCUGAUUUAUGACAUAUGGCUUUAACAUCAUUUUUAUGCUCCACAGGUCAGGUUAAAGGUUUUGAAUUAGAUCUGUAUCUCAGAAAAAAAGAGAGGCAAAAGAUACCAAAGGGGUGGUAAAAAAUCUUUAGUCCUAGAAGAAGCAACAAUACCAUGACAAUAAAACAACAAAAAAACAAACAACAGUCUUAAAAUCUACAUGGAAAACUAAAGAAAUUAUACAUGAUAGGCAUGAGAUAUGUUGUAUACUACAUUUAUAUAAACAUGAGGCCUGACACUUUUCAUGUGACCUUGACCUUAGUUUGAAAGCACAUGGCUCUCUAAAAUAAUUCAAAUAUUGCUUCAGGUGAACUUUUGUCCUACAUCCUGACAUUUAAACCUUCAUUAGUUUUUUAUAUGCCAUAUUUAGGACAUUUUAUAAUUUAAUGGUUCAUUCAGACUAACUAUAAGAAAUGAAAAUAGCAGCAACAAUCAAUUCUUGUUAUUUGAAGGUCCUACAGUUUUUAUUCGCCAUUUUGUUAAAUGUGUAAACAAUACUGAUGGUUUUUUAAUCAAAAUCAAAACUUUUUAGGGUUAUUUUUUCCAAAUGGAUAUGUUUAUGGGGAAGGCAUCUAUGAGUGCUCUUAAGAUUAAGAAUUAAUCAUUUUACAGAUAACCAUUUGUUUUUAAUUCUUUCUUGUUUUAAAAGAGCCUUGUCCUUCAUUUAUA